Messenger RNA from Pseudocercospora fijiensis CIRAD86, 873 nucleotides. RefSeq lists its product as uncharacterized. Bases 1 to 873 code for a protein of 290 amino acids. NCBI's taxonomy places the organism in Eukaryota, Fungi, Ascomycota, Dothideomycetes, Mycosphaerellales, Mycosphaerellaceae. Gene Ontology annotation, molecular function: D-glutamate cyclase activity. Gene Ontology annotation, biological process: glutamate metabolic process. The transcript has 3 exons. The record is from RefSeq and is a predicted model, not a curated record.
AUGUUACAAAUACGCACUGGAUUGGCGCUGCGGCGAGCAGCAAGAAAUAACGAGAUCCAGUCUUCUACAGCUGGGCUUGCACUAGGAUGGUCUCAAGCAAAUCUGAUCGUUGUACCUUCCCAGUAUGCGAACGACUUCAGGCUGCUCUGCAUGCGGAAUCCUGUUGCAUGUCCUCUACUAGCGGAGUCUGACAAAGUCGGGUCCUACGACCGCAUCAAGUCUCGCGUACCCUUCUUAGAGGAUGAAGACAUCAUGGAACACCCCUGUGAUCUCCGCAAAGAUGCACCAAAGUACAUGGUCUACCAGGAUGGCAAGCUUGUCAAAGACCAUUGUCCUGAUGUUGUCGAGGACUGGACUCAGGACCAUGUCGGUUUCCUUCUUGGCUGCUCUUUCACCUUUGAGCGAGCUUUGACUGCCGCCGGUCUGCCACCGCGCAACAUCACGGACAAGCGAAAUGUACCUAUGUACCGAACCAAGACACCUCUCAAUCCAUCUGGCAUUUUCACGAACGGCACUUAUGUUGUAUCGAUGCGAGCAUACAAGGAGAGCGAGAUAGAUAAAGUCCGAGAAAUCACGAGAAAUUACGCUUUGAUGCACGGAGAGCCUAUUGAUUGGGGCUGGGAUGCUAUUCAACGUCUCGGCAUAGCCGAUGUGACCACGCCGGAAUGGGGUGACAGUCCUCUGUCUAGCGACGGCAGAUCUUUCAGCGAAGUCAAAGGCUCUUCGGACGAUGUGCCUGUGUUCUGGGGCUGUGGCGUAACUCCUCAAGACGCAGUCUUGAAGGCAAAGCUUGCCGGGACAUUUAUCGCCCAUGCUCCUGGACACAUGAUUGGCCUCGACUUUAGAGACUCAGAUGUUGCAAGGAUAAGCUGA